Molecule: messenger RNA, 1234 nt
Organism: Carica papaya (papaya)
Lineage: Eukaryota; Viridiplantae; Streptophyta; Magnoliopsida; Brassicales; Caricaceae
Gene: TET6
Product: tetraspanin6
Biological process (GO): auxin-activated signaling pathway
Cellular component (GO): membrane
Source: RefSeq, a predicted model, not a curated record
AAAAAGCUGAUCAUAAGCGCCAACAAAAUCAAACCAAGCCAAACACGCCCUUAUAAUUUGCACCGCUGGUCUCACGCUCUGCAAAAAAUCAAACGCUUCAUAACAUCUUCAAAAAAAAAAACUAAAUCAGCUUCUUCGCGCGCAAAUUCACCGCAAAACAAACGGAAAAAUCAUGUACAGAUUCAGCAACACCGUCAUCGGAUUCCUCAACCUAUUCACCCUCCUCGCAUCCAUUCCGAUCAUAGGCGGCGGACUCUGGAUGGCGAAGAGCUCCACAACCUGCGAAAGCUUUUUGCAAACGCCGCUUCUGGUGCUAGGUUUCGUCGUGCUGAUAAUCUCACUGGCGGGGUUCAUCGGAGCGUGUUUCAACGUGGCGUGGGCUCUGUGGGUGUACCUGGUGGUGAUGUUGUUCCUAAUCGCAGCGCUGAUGGGAUUGACGGUGUUCGGAUUUGUAGUGACGAGUGAGGGAGGCGGAGUUCCUGUGGCGGGAAGGGUUUAUAAGGAGUACAGGUUGCAGGAUUAUCAUCCAUGGCUGAGGACAAGGAUUAAGGAGAGUGAGUAUUGGAGGACGAUUAGGAGUUGUAUUUUAGGAUCCAAGACUUGCGCUAAGAUUGCUUCAUGGACUCCUCUGGAUUACCUCGAGAAGGACAUGACUCCCGUUCAGUCGGGUUGUUGUAAGCCGCCAACGUCGUGCACAUACGACAUGGUGACCGUGGUGCCCCAAGACCCGGAUUGCUACCGGUGGAACAAUGCGGCGACGCUGCUCUGCUACGAGUGCGAUUCUUGCAAGGCCGGCGUGCUGGAAGAUGUUCGGAGAGAUUGGCACAAGCUUUCUGUACUCAAUGUCGUCAUGCUCGUCGUACUGAUUGGGAUUUACUCCAUCGGUUGUUGUGCUUUUCAGAAUACCCGACGGGCCGAAACCGAUUACCCGUAUGGUCAGAACCGGAUGACCAAAGUCCGACCCAGAUGGGACUACUAUUGGUGGAGAUGGUGGCAUGGGAAGAAAGAAGAGCUGUGGUGAGGUAAAAUCAAUCUGUUCAUGAUGUUAAAUGUAAUUUGCAGGUGCUUUUAAGAUAUGGAAGAAGAUGACAGAUGAGUUUGGUUUCUGUGAAGACAUGGAAGAAGGUCUUCUUUUUUUUUUUUCAGACAACACAGUCUUCAAUGCUUUUACUUUUGAUUAUUGUACAGAAAGAUGAGUGCUUUCUCACUUUAUUUAUUUAUUUGUAUUCCAAGA